Rhagoletis pomonella (apple maggot) is the source of this 2109-nucleotide messenger RNA. RefSeq lists its product as uncharacterized. Lineage: Eukaryota; Metazoa; Arthropoda; Insecta; Diptera; Tephritidae. The transcript has 6 exons. Bases 1175 to 1981 code for a protein of 268 amino acids. The record is from RefSeq and is a predicted model, not a curated record.
GACAUCAGCUCGCAUGAAACAACUACUCAAAAGGAGGAUCGCAACAAUAAUUGUCCAGUUAUUUCAAGUGGGACUACUACACAACCAAAAAUUGACACACUAUUUGCAAGAAAUAAAUCGUUUAAAGAGGGUGGUCCCCGAGAUGCAGAAAUUCGAGAAGCUCUCCUUUUUAUGAUUUGGAAGGACAAUUUAAGUUUAUCCAGAGAAACAGGGCUUCAAGUUUUUCUGCAGCGUUACCAUUCCGCUUUGGACAACGCCCCAUCGUUCGACUUUAACUAACAACAUGGAAAAAAUAUGAAAUUUCAUCGAAUUAUUAUCGCGAUGGAUGGGUGGAAAGAGACCCAUCAAUGUAACAGUUUUUUAGGAGUCACGAUCCAUUACGCUGAAGGGUAUGAAAUGCGGUCCUUGGUCCUGGGGGUCGAUCAUUUAUUGGAAUCCCACACUGCAGACUACUUGGAAAGUAAAGCUAAGGAAUUCCUCUAUUCUUGGAAUAUCAAACCAAGACAAAAAUUGCAUUUCGUACAGUAUCCGAGGACGCAGCCCUUGUUGAUACAGGUCACACACAAUAGAUCUCUUGAACUACCACUUACUCUGAAAACGAAAACUGCAAGAAACGAUACUCUGGUAAACUGGCAAAUGCGAUGGGACGCAAGUAGCAAUGGACUUUGGACCCACCGAUUAAUAUCAAAACUCGAACCAUAGAUAAACCGUUCUCAUGCCGGGAGACACUGAUACAUGUGAUUCCUGCGCUGGCAGCCUUACCGCAGACGUCGAAUAUUUAUUCUUCUACUGCUCCAAUUUUGUCCGAGAACGGAUUUAUCUGAGAGAUAUCUUUAAAGUAGACCCAACACCUGAAAAUAUUUUCUCAAAUAUGGUUCAAUCCUCAGAAAACUGAAAUGCACUUUCCAAUAUAGCAGCAAGAAGAGUUGAACAAGGCAGAAGAAGAGUCUUGAACUUGGCAACACUGGGUUUUAACAUUAAAAAAAUCAAGCAAUAACAGUAAAACUCUCUGCUGGGGAGAGCCGAAAACUAUACCAUAAUGAGCGAAAUAACAGCGGUAUGAUUGGUUUAUUAAUACAGAGAUUGUUACUUGUAUAAAUAGGAAAAUCUACAGACUAGAAAUCAUCAUAAAAUAAUUAUAUUCUCACCAAGAAGUAUCAAACCAAAUUUAAAGAUGCGCUUCUUUAUCGUUAUGUGCGUAAUGGCCACAGCCUCCGCUGAUAAAUUGGGUUACAAUUAUCGUCCAGUAGCUCACUCAGACUCUGGGCUCUCCUUUGCCCCUGGUGGAUCUUCAGGUAGUUUUGGAGGACUCACCGGAUUAAAAGGAUCGAGUGGCAAUGAAGGACUUAGUGGCUUGGGCAGCAAUGACCACCUAGGUGGCUUUAGUGGGCUCAGUGGUUUGGAAGGUGGUCUUGGAGGGUCUGCGGACUUAGGCGGCAUUGGUGCUCCAGUAGGUCGUUUUGGAAGCGUGGGCCCUUCGUAUUCGUCACCUGCCGAAUUCAACAAAGAAUACUUCACAUAUACUGCUCCCGAACAGGAAUUUGAUAAUGCUGAUGCUGCUCAACAAGCUGCCAACUCAUUAAAACAGAACCUGCGUGUUGUUUUCAUCAAAGGACCUGAAAACCAAGGUCUCGAAAAUGCAGCCCUCCAAUUGGCCAAGCACGCUGCCGAAGACCAAACCGCUAUCUAUGUUUUGCAAAAACAGAGCGACAUCUCGGAUUUGGCUAACAAACUCAAUGCGAUUCAAAGUCAAAGCAGCCACAGGCCCGAGGUGCACUUCGUCAAAUACCGCACUCCUGAAGAUGCCGCCAACGCCCAGCAAGCCAUCCAAUCACAAUACGACCAAUUGGGUGGAAGCUCUCAAGCACAUAAUAGUGGUGUUGCCCCUGUGCACAACUUUGCUUCACAGGCUCCUGUUCGCUCGCCAGAAGUGCACGCUCCCCGCAACGCUUACUUGCCCUCGUCCAUUAUUCGUUUUUAAAUGAGGCUCAUGAUAGAUGGCCCAGCCAGUAUUGAUUGUUACCUAUUACCUAAUUGAAGAACUGAAUUAUUAAAUUAGUUGUAUGAAUCAUAUUAACCAAACUGUUAUGAACUUUGCUUGUUACUGUU